Pogona vitticeps (central bearded dragon) is the source of this 1640-nucleotide messenger RNA. Lineage: Eukaryota; Metazoa; Chordata; Lepidosauria; Squamata; Agamidae. The record is from RefSeq and is a predicted model, not a curated record.
ACAUCACUUACUAGAAGUCAGGCAGGAUAAUCUUCUGUAUUUCUAGUGCAGAAGGGCAUUAGAAAUACAGAAUGAAUAUUAUUUUGAUGCUAGCCUAUUGAAAGCAGGGCUUUUGCUGUGAGCGUGAAUCUUCUUCAUGUUUUUUUUGUGUGUAGUCCAUGUCCAUGACCCAAAUAGAAGAAGAAACCAAUAUAUUUCUCUAGAACACUUCCAAUUGUCACUUUACCUUCUACAAAAUGAAUGGGAAACGUUCUACACGAAGAAGCGCUGACCAACAAACACAAGUUUCUCAAGACAAUUCCAAUGUUUGUGAUGGUAGUUCCAGUGGUUCCAUGGGGUCAAGUGGAAUUCAGACAAGGAGCUGGUAUUUGCGCAGCUCUGUGGGAAAUUGCCCCAGAAACGCCACUGCUUCCUCAAGCCAAACAACUUCCAGUGAUGAGGGACAAGAAAAUGGGGAGGAUCCAUCAGGUAGAGGGACAGCGAUAUUUACAAGAGAAGUAAUUGAGAGGGAGACCAGCUCUAGCACCUUGUCUUCUGGCUGCUCUACGGCAUCUCAGCGGAGUGUUCUAAAAACUAUAUGCAGCUUACCUGGCCUUGUGAUAAUGUCUGCUUUCUGCCUUCCCGUAUAUCUCUUACAAUCUUGCAUCUGCAUAAAAGACCAGUUCACUAUGGCCAACUGUGUGAAGGCUUUAAAGUUCUUGAUAGUAGCAGUCCCUAUCAUAUGUGGUGCCAUUUAUUGCUUUUGCCAAUAUGUGAAAUUAUCAGAUGGUCUGUCAUCAACGGAGCUCACACAGCUGUAUGAAACUGAGUUGAAAUCAUUAUGGAAGUCACAAAAUUUGCUUCAAGAACAGAUCCAUGAAAUCCAAAGCCUUAAAAAAGAGACAGAUCACCUGCGUGCUGAGAUCAGUGGCAUCAACAAAGGCAUCCUGCAUUCAGUAAAGCAAAUUCUUGAGGAGAAUGAUAUUCCUGGAGAAAACAAAGAUCAAGUGCUUGCAAUGAUCAACCUGGCUUUUAAGAAGAUUUAUGAGGACCAUGUACAGAUGGCUGACUGGGCCAAAAAAACAAUAGGAGCCACCAUUGAUAAAGACAGGACAUCGAAGAGUUAUGAACCAGAGGCAGUACAGAACUGCUGGUUUAAAUCAUUAUUCAUGAUUGCAGCAAAGCCCCCUAGUACUGUUCUUGAGCCAGAUGUUAACCCAGGAAACUGCUGGGCUUUCCAAGGAACAGAAGGCCAGAUAGUAAUUAAACUGCCUGAAAAAAUCCAGCCAACAGCCGUGACAGUUCAGCACAUCACCAAAGCAAUUUCCCCUUCAAACGGAGUCACUAGUGCCAUGAAGGACUUCCUGGUUUAUGGGAUAGAUGAUGAAACAGAUGAAGAAACACUACUGGGAACAUUCAUGUAUGACAUAGAGAAGGAACCUAUUCAGACAUUCCAGCUUAAGAAUGAAGAAGCCAAACAGUUUCUGUGCAUAAAAUUCAAGGUGCAGAACAACUGGGGCAAUGUGGAGUUCACUUGCAUUUAUCGACUGAGAGUGCAUGGGAAGAAGGCCACUAACUUGGAUGCUUUCAAUGAAGGCAAGGGGUGAAAAAUUUGCAAGAUAAAUAAAGGAAAGAACGAAUAUGAACACUCAUCCUGAUGA